GCCGAAUCGGAGGAGCUCCACUUUUUUUGGCUUUAUUUAUUUCCCUUGAAUUUAGGCAGAUUUCUGUUUUCCAGUCUCCACCUACCACUCUACCUACCCUCUCUAUUACUUCAUAUAGUUGUUUGUUUGAUCCAACCAUCCUGGGCGACAGGACUCUUCCCAAAUCAAUCAACCAAAUUUGGGUUCUCGUCAUACUUUACAGUUUCGGAUUGAUAGUUUUGGGAUUGUGUCCUGCUCGGCGAUAAGACUUUUUCUGCCCAGAAAUCAAUCUGAAUUUGUUUACUUCAUAGUUUUGUUUUGAAUUGAUAGUUUUGGAUUGUGGUUUUAGCGAGGAGACAUGUCUGCGGCUUUGGGUCCGAACUCAGUUUUGCACAGCCGUGACCUUGUAGUGCCGUCCCCGGCCAGGGGUCUGUUGAACCGGUUGGGACGGCUGCCAAUAGGAGGAGCUGGAAGAGCUGCCUCUACUGCUAAGAGGGCGAAUUGUUCUCUGUCCAAAGGACACCGUAGUUUAGCGGAAAAGAGGAUUUAUGGGACGAAGCUCCGAUCUUUGGGCUCUGAAAGUUUGCAUCUUUGGCAAUCGGAUCGGCUCGGCAGAGCUUCCAAGCAGCGAAUUGUUGUGCGUUCCUCGUUCUCUCAGGUUCCCGAGAAGCCGCUCGGUCUCUAUGAUCCCGCCUACGAUAAGGACUCGUGCGGGGUGGGAUUUAUUGCUGAGCUUUCCGGUCAAAGCAGCCGCAAGACGGUGACAGAUGCAAUUGAGAUGUUGGUGCGAAUGUCUCACCGAGGCGCGUGUGGUUGUGAGACGAAUACCGGUGACGGCGCUGGCAUUCUUGUGGAUCUUCCCCAUGACUUUUACAAGGAGGUUGUGAAGGAUGUUGGGUUUGAGCUACCCGCACCUGGACAGUACGCAGUGGGCAUGUUCUUCAUGCCCACUGAUGAUGUGCGAAGAGAGAAAAGUAAAAGUAUAUUUACAACGGUAGCUGAUUUACUUGGCCAUAAAAUCAUUGGAUGGAGACGUGUCCCAAGAAAUAAUUCAGGACUGGGAAACUCUGCUUUGAAGACAGAGCCUAUCAUUGAGCAAGUAUUUGUUACUGAAACUCCCCGGUCCAAGGUUGAUUUUGAGCGACAGAUGUACAUAUUACGGAGAGUUUCUAUGCUAGCAAUUCGAGCUUCUUUGAACCUCCAACAUGGUGACCAUAAAGAUUUCUAUAUAUGUUCUCUUUCGUCAAGGACUGUUGUCUACAAAGGCCAGUUAAAGCCUGAUCAAUUGCAGGAAUACUACUAUGCAGAUCUUGGCAAUGAAAGCAUUGGAUCACAAUCCUAACUGGAAGAAAUGCAAGGUUGAGAAAAUGACUUCUGAGGCAUUGAAGCAUGUAUGAUCUCUUAAGUUCUUCCACUUGAUCAGUGUUUGAGUUGGAUUCUUGGUUCAGUCGGUUCAUUCUAGGUUCUCAACGAAUACUUUUCCUAGUUGGGAUCGUGCUCAACCCAUGCGUGUCUUGGGUCACAAUGGGGAAAUUAAUACACUCCGUGGCAAUGUAAAUUGGAUGAAGGCUCGUGAGGGUCUCCUUAAGUGCAAGCAGCUUGGCCUUUCUAAGUCAGAGAUGACGAAGAUUUUACCUAUUGUUGAUGCUAGUUCCUCUGAUUCAGGAGCGUUUGAUGGUGUACUUGAACUCUUAGUUCGUGCUGGUAGAAGUCUACCUGAAGCUGUGAUGAUGAUGAUUCCUGAAGCCUGGCAAAAUGAUAAGAACAUGGAUCCUGAAAGGAAGGCUUUAUAUGAAUACUUCUCAGCUCUCAUGGAACCUUGGGAUGGGCCUGCCCUUAUUGCAUUUACUGAUGGACGCUACCUUGGAGCAACAUUGGAUCGCAAUGGACUUCGGCCUGGCCGGUUUUAUGUCACACACAGCGGCCGAGUUGUAAUGGCAAGUGAAGUUGGUGUAGUUGAUGUUGCACCUGAGGAUGUGAGUAGAAAAGGAAGGCUCAAUCCUGGAAUGAUGCUUCUUGUGGAUUUUGAUAACCAUGUUGUUGUGGAUGAUGAUGCUCUGAAACAACAAUAUUCUCUUGCUAGACCUUAUGGGGAGUGGCUUGCAAGGCAAACUAUACAAUUGAAAGACAUAGUUGAGUCUGUAAAAGAAUCUGACAGGACGCCUCCACUAAUUGCAGGAGUUUUACCAGCAUCCAAUGAUGAUGAUAACAUGGAAAACAUGGGCAUUCAGGGUUUAUUGGCUCCAUUAAAGGCCUUUGGCUACACUGUCGAGGCCUUGGAAAUGUUGCUACUCCCUAUGGCAAAGGAUGGGGUUGAAGCUCUUGGUUCUAUGGGUAACGAUGCUCCACUUGCUGUGAUGUCCAACAGGGAGAAACUCUUAUAUGACUAUUUCAAGCAGAUGUUUGCUCAGGUUACAAAUCCACCAAUUGAUCCUAUUAGGGAAAAAAUUGUCACUUCCAUGGAGUGUAUGGUUGGUCCAGAAGGAGAUCUCACGGAGACGACCGAAGAGCAGUGUCACCGCCUCUCACUCAAAAGUCCUCUCUUGAGCAUUGAAGAGAUGGAAGCCAUUAAAAAGACGAACUACAGAGGCUGGAAAAGCAAGGUUAUUGAUAUCACCUAUCCUAAAGAACAUGGUAGUAAGGGUUUAAAGAAGACGUUAGAUAGGAUCUGUUCUGAAGCACAUGAAGCGAUCAACGAGGGUUAUUCUACACUCGUGCUUUCUGACAGAGCUUUCUCGCCCAACCGUAUUGCUGUGAGCUCCUUGCUGGCUGCUGGGGCGGUACAUCAACAUCUGGUUAAAAAUCUCGAGCGUACUCGUGUUGCACUGGUUGUUGAAUCAGCUGAACCCCGUGAGGUGCACCAUUUUUGCACACUUGUAGGUUUUGGAGUGGAUGCCAUCUGCCCUUAUUUGGCGACAGAAGCUAUAUUGAGGCUACAGGUUGAUGGAAAGAUCCCACCAAAGGCAACCGGUGAGUUCCAUACCAAGGAUGAGCUUAUUAAGAAGUAUUUCGAAGCAAGCACGUAUGGGAUGAUGAAGGUUCUUGCUAAAAUGGGCAUUUCAACUUUGGCCUCAUACAAAGGUGCUCAAAUUUUUGAGGCUGUGGGCCUUUCAUCAGAAGUAAUGGUGCGGUGCUUUGCUGGAACUCCAAGCAGAGUUGAGGGUGCCACUUUUGAAGCACUUGCACAAGAUGCAAUUAAGUUUCAUGAACUGGCAUUUCCUUCACGUUCUCUCCCUGCCGGAAGUUCAGAGGCUGUAGCACUCCCUAACCCCGGUGAUUAUCACUGGAGAAAAGGCGGUGAGAUUCAUCUCAACGAUCCCCUUGCUAUAGCCAAAUUACAGGAAGCUGCCAGAUCCAACAGUGUGGCUGCCUACAAGGAAUACUCCAAGCGUGUCCAAGAAUUAAACCAACAAUGUAAUUUAAGGGGUCUUUUGAAGUUCAAAGAGACAGGAGUGAGAAUUCCUCUGGAGGAAGUUGAGCCGCCUACUGAGAUAGUAAAGCGUUUCUGCACUGGAGCUAUGAGUUAUGGGUCGAUAUCACUGGAAGCUCAUACAACCCUUGCUAUUGCAAUGAACAGAAUUGGGGGGAAAUCAAACACAGGUGAGGGAGGUGAACAGCCGUCUCGCAUGGAGCCUCUUCUGGAUGGAUCCAGCAACCCUAAAAGAAGUGCAAUUAAGCAGGUUGCAAGUGGAAGAUUUGGAGUCACAAGUUAUUAUCUCACAAAUGCUGAUGAAUUACAAAUAAAAAUGGCCCAGGGAGCAAAACCUGGAGAGGGUGGUGAACUUCCUGGACACAAGGUCAUUGGUGACAUUGCUGUCACUAGGAACUCCACUUCUGGGGUAGGACUAAUUAGUCCUCCUCCCCACCAUGAUAUAUACUCUAUUGAAGAUCUUGCCCAAUUGAUUCACGAUCUUAAGAAUGCAAACCCAGGGGCUCGAGUAAGUGUGAAACUAGUUUCUGAAGCUGGUGUUGGGGUGAUUGCAAGUGGUGUUGUGAAAGGGCAUGCUGAUCAUGUUUUGAUCUCUGGUCAUGAUGGUGGUACAGGUGCAUCAAGAUGGACUGGAAUCAAGAGUGCUGGACUUCCAUGGGAACUUGGUCUUGCUGAGACUCAUCAGACUUUAGUUGCGAAUGACCUUCGAGGCCGAACCACUCUGCAGACAGAUGGGCAGUUAAAAACCGGAAGGGAUGUGGCUAUUGCUGCACUUCUGGGUGCAGAGGAGUUUGGUUUCAGCACUGCACCUUUAAUAACACUAGGAUGCAUCAUGAUGCGAAAAUGCCAUAAAAACACUUGUCCUGUGGGGAUUGCGACUCAAGAUCCUGUUCUUCGGGAAAAGUUUGCUGGAGAACCAGAACAUGUUAUAAAUUUCUUCUUCAUGCUAGCAGAAGAGGUAAGGGAAAUCAUGUCCUCUCUUGGUUUUCGAACACUCAAGGAAAUGGUUGGCCGUUCUGACAUGCUUGAGCUAGAUGAAGAUUUAGUCAAGAACAAUGAGAAGCUGAAGAACAUUGAUCUCUCUUUGCUACUCCGACCUGCUGCUGACAUCCGAUCAGAUGCUGCUCAAUACUGUGUGCAGAAGCAAGAUCAUGGUUUGGAAAUGGCUUUAGAUAACACAUUAAUAGAAUUGUCCAAAGCUGCUUUAGAGAGAAGCCUUCCUGUAUACAUUGAAACUCCGAUCUGCAAUGUCAACCGGACAGUUGGCACCAUGCUUAGUCAUGAAGUAACAAAGCGUUAUCACAUGAGUGGGCUGCCCACUGACACAAUUCACAUCAAACUCAGCGGAAGUGCAGGACAGAGUCUUGGAGCUUUUCUGUGCCCUGGAAUAACCCUUGAGCUUGAAGGAGAUAGCAAUGACUAUGUGGGGAAAGGGCUUUCAGGUGGAAAGAUUGUUGUUUAUCCUCCAAAACAAAGCACGUUUGACCCAAAAGAGAAUAUUGUAAUCGGAAACGUUGCACUGUAUGGGGCAACAAGUGGGGAGGCUUAUUUUAAUGGAAUGGCAGCAGAAAGAUUCUGUGUCCGUAAUUCAGGGGCUAAGGCUGUAGUAGAGGGUGUUGGUGAUCACGGAUGUGAAUACAUGACAGGCGGAACAGUAGUUGUGCUUGGAAAAACUGGACGAAACUUUGCUGCUGGAAUGAGUGGGGGCAUCGCAUAUGUACUUGAUGCAGAUUCCAAGUUCAGGUCACGCUGCAACACUGAGUUAGUAGACCUUGAUAGAGUCGAAGAUGAAGAUGAUAUUAUGACAGUUAAGAUGAUGAUUCAGCAACACCAACGUCAUACAAACAGCAAAGUUGCAAAAGAAGUUCUUGCUGAUUUUGACAAUGUUUUGCCCAAGUUCAUCAAGGUCUUCCCUAGAGAGUAUAAGCGGGUCCUUACAAGCAUGAAAGAAUCUGAAGCUAGCAAAAAGGCUGUGGAAUCUGCAGCCAAUGAAGCUAAGGAGCACGAUGAAAAAGAAUUGAGGGAGAUCGAUGCUUUUGAAGAGUUGAAGAAAUUGGCGGCUGCGUCCUCUAAUGGGAAACUUGACCAGGAUGAGGAAGUCAAAUCUGUGAAGAGACCAACCAAAGUUGAUGAGGCAGUCAAACAUCGGGGUUUUGUUAACUAUGAGCGAGAAGGAGUUUCAUAUAGGGACCCAAACGUUCGCUUAAGAGACUGGAAAGAAGUCAUGGAAGAGACUAAACCUGGCCCACUUUUGAAUACACAGUCGGCACGCUGUAUGGACUGUGGUACUCCUUUUUGCCACCAGGAAAACUCUGGCUGUCCUCUAGGAAAUAAAAUACCCGAAUUCAAUGAACUGGUGUAUCAAAAUAGAUGGCGUGAAGCACUCCAUAGGCUUCUAGAGACUAAUAACUUUCCAGAGUUCACGGGUCGUGUGUGUCCUGCUCCUUGCGAGGGAUCAUGUGUACUUGGUAUCAUAGAAAACCCAGUCUCUAUCAAAAGCAUUGAAUGUGCUAUCAUUGACAAGGGUUUUGAGGAGGGCUGGAUGGUGCCACGACCUCCUGAAAAGAGAACGGGAAAACAAGUUGCUGUUAUUGGAAGUGGACCAGCUGGUCUGGCUGCUGCUGAUCAGCUGAACAAAAAAGGUCAUACUGUGACAGUUUUUGAGCGCUCCGAUCGGAUAGGUGGUCUUAUGAUGUAUGGAGUGCCCAACAUGAAGGCUGAUAAAACUGAUAUAGUUCAGAGACGGGUAGAUCUAAUGGAGAAGGAAGGUAUUAACUUUGUCGUCAAUGCUAAUGUGGGGAAAGAUCCUCUGUUCUCCCUUGACCGGCUUCAGGAGGAGCAUGAUGCAAUUGUUUUAGCAAUAGGAUCCACAAAACCUAGGGACCUUCCUGUUCCUGGCCGUGAAUUGUCUGGAGUUCAUUUCGCUAUGGAGUUCCUUCAUGCUAACACUAAAAGCUUGCUUGAUAGCAAUCUUGAGGAUGGUAAUUACAUUUCUGCCAAAGACAAAAAGGUGGUAGUUAUUGGGGGUGGUGACACCGGCACGGAUUGUAUAGGGACUUCUAUUCGACAUGGCUGCAGCAGUGUAGUGAACCUAGAGCUUCUUCCCCAACCUCCGAUGUCUAGGGCUGCAAGCAAUCCUUGGCCCCAGUGGCCUCGGGUGUUUCGAGUUGAUUAUGGACAUCAAGAGGCUGCUACAAAAUUUGGCAAGGAUCCAAGGUCUUAUGAGGUGCUAACAAAGCGGUUUAUCGGAGAUGAAAAUGGUGUGGUGAAAGGUCUUGAAGUUGUUCAUGUGAAAUGGGAGAAGGAUGCAACAGGGAAAUUUAAUUUCGUGGAAAUCAAAGGUUCUGAGGAAAUCAUUGAAGCGGAUAUAGUUUUGCUUGCGAUGGGUUUCCUUGGCCCUGAAUCUACCAUAGCUGACCAACUGGGCGUGGAGAAAGAUAACAGAUCGAACUUAAAAGCUGAAUAUGGACGCUUUGCCACAAAUGUGGAAGGUGUGUUUGCAGCAGGGGACUGCCGUAGAGGCCAGUCUCUAGUGGUGUGGGCCAUCUCAGAGGGGCGACAAGCGGCUGCACAAGUUGACUGUUACCUCAUGCGAGAUGAAGAUGACUCUAUUUGUAGCACUGCUGGGCUGAAUCGGAGAUUUUGUCAAGCAGCAGCAAGGUAGGAGGAAAAGACAUCUUUCAUGUUUGAAAUAUAGGAGGAAUUAGUGAUUGGUUUUUUUUUUUUUAUUGUGUGCAUUCGAUUGGAUGGUAAUGUUUUUGUUAUGUUAGGUCGUUUUCUGGUUAUAUUUCGUUAUAGUUAAUGAUGCCUGUUGGUUUGAAGGAGCAGCAAGGCAUAGCAGCAAAGAUGUAUAGUUUUGUUAUUAAAUAAUUCAUUCACAUCUCAGUGAUGAUGAAUGUUGGAUGACAAUAAGUUAUAGAUGGCAUCUCAUAUUUUUUGCA
Cuscuta epithymum is the source of this 7350-nucleotide messenger RNA. Lineage: Eukaryota; Viridiplantae; Streptophyta; Magnoliopsida; Solanales; Convolvulaceae. The record is from the annotation of a GenBank genome assembly.